GAGACCAAAUCCUCCUGAUCUGUAGACCAGGACCCUCUGUGUUCCCUCUGUACAGUACUCUCUGAUUUCAAGCCUCAGAGCAGAAUCUCACCUUCAGACCUUCAAAACCCCCCCCAACAGACUGCAAAUCUGUUCUCCUCACCUGCCUGAGACGUGUUGGUUUAAAGGAACUACCAGAGUCUGUGAAACGCCAUGUCUGUGAUUAAACUCCUGUUCUGUCUGCUGUUAACCUUUCACCUCAGUGAGGGGAAGAGAAUCAAAGGAAACAGAUCAGGUGUAGCAGGCACAAUGCAGAGGAGAGGACUGGUGGUCAAAGAGCCAUACGUCAGCAGCUCCGUCUUCAGGCUGUUUGUAGGAGGUGAGGACACCUGCACGCUGGACCCUCUGCAGCUGCACACACUCACCUCCUGUGGCUUCAACAGCAGUAAUCCCCUCAUCAUCAUCACUCACGGGUGGUCGGUGGAUGGGAUGAUGGAGGGCUGGGUGCUCAGGUUGGCCUCGACCCUAAAAACAAAUCUGAUACAUGUUAACGUGGUGAUCACUGACUGGCUGACCCUGGCACACCAACACUACCCUAUAGCAGCACAGAGCACCCGCAUUGUUGGAAAAGACAUCGCUCACCUGCUGGAGACUUUUAAGGAUCUGUACCAGUACCCAGUUAGAAAGGCUCAUCUGAUUGGCUACAGCCUUGGUGCUCACAUCUCUGGAUUUGCUGGAAGCUUCCUGGAAGGUCUAGAGAAGAUCGGAAGAAUUACCGGUCUGGAUCCAGCAGGGCCACUGUUUGAAGGCAUGUCUCCCACAGACAGACUGUCUCCUGACGAUGCAGAGUUUGUGGAUGCCAUCCACACCUUCACACAUGAACGUAUGGGCCUCAGCGUAGGCAUCAAACAAGCUGUGGCACAUUACGACUUUUAUCCUAACGGAGGAGAUUUCCAACCAGGAUGUGACCUGAAAAACAUUUACGAGCAUAUAAGCCAGUAUGGGCUCCUCGGUUUUGAACAGACGGUGAAAUGUGCUCAUGAGCGAUCCGUCCAUCUCUUCAUUGACUCUGUGCUGAAUAAAGACAAGCAGAGCAUGGCCUACAGGUGCAGCGACAACAACGCCUUUGACAAAGGCAUGUGUCUGGACUGUCGCAAGAAUCGCUGCAACGUCCUUGGCUACAAUAUCAAAAAAGUUCGCAGUGGCACCAGCAAGAGGCUCUACCUGAAAACACGCUCGCAGAUGCCUUACAAACUCUAUCAUUACCAACUCAGGAUCCAGUUUGUGAACCAGAUGGAGAGGAUGGAGCCAUCUCUCACCAUCUCCCUGACUGGAACAAAGGAGGAGAGCGGUGAUCUCCAGAUCUCUUUCACUGAACAAAUUUCAGGGAAUAAGACCUACACCCUUCUGAUCACUCUGGACAAAGACCUGGGGGAUCUGAUGUUGUUAAAACUGCGCUGGGAGAGUCCUGCCCUGUGGAGGAACGUCUGGACCCGAGUCCAGACCAUCAUUCCCUGGGGCGGCCGGCGGACAAAACUCCAGCUGACUGUCGGCAAGAUCAGUGUCAAAGCUGGAGACACACAGGACAGGACAUGUUUCUGUGCCAUGACAGACGAUGGACAACACAUCGAGGUGUCACAGGAUAAAGUGUUUGUUCGCUGUAAAGAAGACGCAUCAAAACAGCGCAGAAGAAAACACAACUAGUGAAUGGGUAGAAGCACUCUGUGUGUCGAUCAGACUGAAGAUCUGUGACCGACGGCCUGGACGAUCACACAGCUAGAUGAAGUGAGGCUGUGCAGGUUCAGCUCAAAUAAAUAAUUGUCUGAAAAAUGUGGCAUUGAACAAACAGUGUUACAGUUUAAUGGGAGAGUUGAAUCCUGGGAAACUGAGGUUAGAAAACAACUAGCAACUUUUGUAAACUGUGUUUUUUGUAUGUGAUCUGAAUCUGAUCCAGAUCCUGUGUUUGAAUGUCUGUCAGGGUAAAAACAAUUGAAAAUUUGCCAAAUCAAAUAUUAAUAGAACCCAGAGUCAAAGUUCAAUGACCUUGAACCAAAGACUGUAAAUGUAUUUUUUUUAUGUGUGUGUACUGUGUAAAAUGAAAAGCUACAUCUGUUUAACCAAUAAAACUUCAGCUACAGAUAUAUUUGUUAAUCCAACUCAAACCAGAGCAAUAAAUACACACUGUUCUUUUCUAUUCUAA
This is a messenger RNA of Lates calcarifer (barramundi perch), 2179 nucleotides long. RefSeq names its product lipase, hepatic a (gene lipca). The record is from RefSeq and is a predicted model, not a curated record. The coding region runs from base 193 to 1683 and encodes 496 amino acids. Gene Ontology annotation, biological process: lipid metabolic process. The transcript is spliced from 9 exons. Lineage: Eukaryota; Metazoa; Chordata; Actinopteri; Centropomidae. Gene Ontology annotation, molecular function: apolipoprotein binding; triacylglycerol lipase activity.